AUGGAAGAAGCAGAUUUCCGCAGUGUAUGGGAUGCACGUGAUGCUGCACUUCUUCUGGCAGAAGCAGUUCAUUCUACAGCCUUUGAUGUGGAUUUUGACGUGGUUUACAAGAGGUGGAGAGCUCGUGCAACAUGCAUGUGGGACGAUGUGAAUGCGACCCCAUCCAUGAAAGAGUCUCUGCCAUUCAUGACAUUCCACACUACUGAUGCCUGGCAUGAUGUACCCUCCAAUUGGCAGGGAACUCAUCGACAAGAGGAACAUCCAGAUCAUGAACUUGAUGAUGCACCGCAUUUUCUUCAUGAGGCACCUGAGACGAUAAGGCACCUUUAUGAUGAAUUUCUUUAUCAAGGUUUAAUUGAUGGCCCGAGACUCUCUGAAGCCAUCCAUGUGCGAUCCUGGUAUCUCCAUCAUUUGCGUCAGCGUCAUUGGGACACUCCAAGAGUUUUAGAAUUGGAUGGACACUGGCGCCUUUGGGCGAGAGAUAUUGCAGGAGGGUGGCGAGAUCAAAUCAAUGUUGAAGAGGACAUCGCCUUCUACAUUUGUCGUCCAGAUCCACCCAGAAAUGUUGCUAUUGCGCAUGAGAUCUUCUUUGACCUCAUUGUAGCCCAAGGCAUUGAUGUGAACGAAUGGGCAGGACUCAUCACAGUGAUUAGAACUGAUGAUUUAGCAGCUCGUGCGGAAUUUUCUCGAGCAGUUUCAUUGCCACAGUUUGUCAGUGGGGAACACUUGGCUAUGCUUGUUGGUCGGACCCAACAAUGCCAUCUGCGUGGAUGCCGCAUAGCACAUGCAAGAACCGAGAUCCCGUUUACACAUGAGCCUGUUCAUGAAAUGACCAAUGGUGAUGCUUUCAUCAUUCACCCACGAAGAUCUCAAGCUGCUGCAGCUCCGAGUUCUGCGGCACAGGAAGACGAGCUAGCUGAACUUGACUAUGACACGUGUGGUGACCAGCACCUCGAGCCUGCCCAAGACGAAGAUGCUGCAGUCUCAGAGGGAUAUUCGCCCUCGUCAGAAGCGCCCAAUGACAUGCAAGGGACUCACAUCUAUCGCUUGGGGCAGAUUGCCAUCUUUGGGCACCUUGACUGGCGUUCAUACCAUGCUGCCCUUCGUGAUGCUGCUCAGCUCCUCAGGCUGUCCAUCAAUGAAUUUAUUGGCUUUCACUAUGCUCAGGUGCAUUUACCCGGUCACGAUGCUGGGGACGAAGCCAUUAUUAUGCAGCACGUGAACGACAUCCAGCCUGGUUCACUUGAGAAGCUUGUGAUUGUUGAUAUUGUGUAUCACACGAAUCGACUCGUUCAUGGUGUACCUGACAACCCCACUGUCACCAGAGAGGUCUACAAACUCCCGCAUCAAAUUGUUCGUCAGCAUCUUCUCAUUUUUGCUCAAGUGGCCUCAUACUGCACUUGGAUGUCUGACCAAUGCGUUGUCCACCACAAUGAUCGUGAAUGGUACCGCACGGAUCAGCGACUACGUGACAUCUCUCAUGGUGCUGUUUUUCGUAUACAACUGCCACCUCCACCUCGUGCGGAAUGGCAGAUCGGCCAAGCAGUACGUGUUGCACAUGAAACUGGCGAGCUUUUUGACUUUCCUGCUGCGGGGGAUCUUGCCUAUGCCAUCAUGAACGGCCAGAUUGAUGCAAACCGGCAAGAUUAUGAAGGAACUUCCACAACGGGUGCAAGAAUCGUCCAAUGCAAGGGCAGCGACCAUGUUGAGGACAUAGACAUCCCGAUGACAUUUCCACCAGGAGUCCAAGUUCCUCGGUUGCGACCAAGACAUGAUGGAGUCUUCACUUGGCUCUAUGAUCUUGCAGAAGUUUUCCGACAAGAUGCUGAAGCAGAAGUUCAUGAUGGAGAUCCCCUGCUCUAUGUUCAGACAUGGUAUGUUCAUCAUCAGAGAUACAAACGAUGCCAUAGACCCAGGGCUGUACGUUUGGAUGGUGCUAUGAUUGGUUGGAUUGAGGAGUUCAGACAGACUUGGAAUGACAUUCUGGACCACAACAUCCCUUUUGGGCUCCACGUUGUCCGUCCAAGACCUCCACGUCCACGACUACAAUCAUUUUCUUGCCAUGUCAUUGUUGAGCAGGCACCAGUACCCCAUCGUGCUGCAGGCGUGAUAUCUGUACUCCUUGAAGGACCAGAAAGAGAUGCUCUUCAACAGUUUGCAGGAUCCUUUCCUCAACUGAUCAAUCGACCCCUUGUCAUUGAAGAGCUUGGCCUACAACCGCAAUGUGACCUGCGACGAUGUAGUGUACAAGCCAAUGGCGAGCCAGUGCACCUCAUCGUGAUGACAGCUUUGUCUGGCGGUUUCAAUGUCUGUGUUCGAGUUGAAUCUGUUGAUGCACAAAGACCUAUCCCACCAUCAGAAGAGGAUGCGCACUUUGAGGACCUGGUCCUCAUGCAAUUGUCCACAGAUACUGCGACUGCUAGUGGUCUUCAGCAAACAGAACCUGUCCAGAAUGCUCCAUGCAAUGUAUUUGCCUUCAAUCCGGCAGCACAACCCUUUGUCCCGGGAAAUGUACAAGUGAAUGUGCAACUGCAUGCGAUGAGCGAAUUUGUACAGGAACUCCACGAACUUUGGGAGACGGUUGCGUUUGCCUGGGAAGAUGAACCACGUACCAGCUCGUUCACAACGUGGUUCGCAGAUCAUGCUGGCGUCUUUCGACAUUGCACAACUCCGAGAAAUGUUGAGCUUUCCGAAGAUUUCACAACAUGGGAAUUGACACUAAGACAACGGUGGCAUGACUUCCUACGUGAUGACUCCCCAUUGGAGUACUACAUUGUGCAGCCAAAUCCACCGCGUCAACAGCCCAAUACUGCUGGCCAUAUCAUUCUGGUUUAUCAUGAGCAUGAGGUCAUGGUCACGAGUCUGGUCACACUGAUUGACCAUACACUUCGUGAGAACCAUGGUAGAUUCCAGCAGAUGGCCGUCACUACCCAUGAACAAAUCCACCUUGCAGACGUGCUGGAGGUUGUUGGCUAUGCACAGGUAUGCCUCCCACCUGAAUCUCCACGUGUUUGUCGUGCUUGGUACAUGGAUGAGAGAUUCAGGGCUGGAAGACCUCUCAUGGGACGUAGCGGCUAUGGAAUCCACAUCAAUGUCCAACGUCGAGUGUACCCAGGUGAUGCUGCAGCAUUCUUACAAAGACCUCCACGCCAUCAGGAUGAGGGAUCUAUCCGAGAGCGCCAAACACAGGGGCAGGUGGCUCAUACCCCUGGGCCUCGGCUCCCUCGGCAUUCUCGACUGGUCCCUCCUAAGCAGUUGGCCUUGGCGGAACUUUUACCCAUGUCUGAGCUUUUGACCGAGUCUCCCAUAGAGCUUGAGCAGGAGAUUGUGCGAGACUAUGCGGUCAAAUUGAGGUCUGGCAGUCAAGAUCUUAUUGUACCUUCCUUUUUGGAAGUACCACAUGCGCAUGAUGAAAGCUGGAUCACCCAUAUCCUACUUGAAUGGGGCAUCAAUUGCAAUGCGUAUCGAUUUGGUGGCCAUGAUGAAUAUCUUUGCCUACCACCUGAUUGGUCUACCACGGAGCAGCAUGUCAUUUAUGGCACACAAGAAGGGAUUGAGGAUGGUGCAGCCAUUUUGCACACAUGGAAUGCAGCUGAUGGACCGCUCAAUUCCCUUGGCCACAUGAAAGUCCUCUAUCGGAUGGGCUACAUCAAGACAGCCAUCAUUGAAGCAGCAGACCUCCGACCUGGACUUUGCCGUGUUGUAUUUGCCCAUUUGCAGCCGAAGCUAGCUGCUCCUGCCAUUGUGCAGAAGUCACCAUCAGAAUGGCCUACACCACAGCCGUUAGGGAGAGAUGACCUUCCUCCAUUUGACCCUGCGUCAUGGCAUGCAGAAUGCAGUGAUUGCUGCCUUGCGUUUGGCGUCAGCCUUGAAGAGCUGCAAGAGGUAUUUGCCCCUGAUAGCUUUCCCUUGUGCACUACUUUGGAAGGUCUUGACCUACCUCCCACAACGAAGCAAUUUGUCAAAGAUCUGCAACCGAAUCCAGGUCUACCUGUGUCUCAUUUUGAUCGGAUUGUGGUGUAUGCCGACGGCUCAUCCUUGAGCGCAUUGAAGCAUCAACCACCUCUUCUCCUGGCUGAACAGGGACAAGGUGACACGUGGGCGUUCAUUGUGAUUGGAGAGGUUCAAGCUCCAGAUGGCACUUUCCAACGGUACCUCGUCGGCUGGCAGGCUCAACCCAUUCUCUAUGAUGAGCAAAACAGAGCGUUCAUCGGGGCUACCCAUGCAGGCUCCGAUGCUGCAGAAAGGGAAGCGUUAUUCUGGAGCAUGAUGUGGAGGAUCUCCAUCAAUGACAGUGUGUCCACGACGUUCUGCACUGAUUCCCAGCUGACUCAAGCACAGGCGAGUGGCAUUGUUGGUUCGCAUCAAUCCACUGAGAGCUUUCAAUUGCUGCGAGGAGCAGCUCAAACAUUGGCUGCCAUCUUGCCAAGUGACAAGCUGCGCAUCCAACAUGUCAAAGGUCAUUCCAACGACCCUCUGAAUGACUUCGUUGAUUUUGCGGCCAAAGUUGAACGUGAAAAGAGUUUUUAUUUGCCUCGACCCAAGUUCUCACUGUGCAAGCUUCGCAAGUUCAUACCCUACAUGUGGAUGCUCUUUCAUAAACAAGCAGGACUUCCCCGACUUUGUCGAAAUGGCUUUCAUGCGCCGCCCCCGAAGCUGCCUGAGAUUGACCAGUCGAGUCCUGCAGUUAGAGAUGCCCCACUGCAAUGGCGACAGUUCACGAUCUGCCCGAGCUUUGCUACGGCCAAUGUGCAGUCGCUCUACAGAGGCGACAAUGGGCAUGCAGGCAAAGUCCAAUAUCUGCGUUUGCAAUUUGCUCAGCAUAGACUGAAUUUCUUGGGCAUUCAAGAGGCACGAACAGAUGCGUGUUGCUCUUGUGUUGAUGAUGUCUUGCGCUUAGCCUCUGGCGCUGACCGUGGACACCAUGGAACAGAACUCUGGGUGAACUUGAAAUGUCCGAUUGGAUUCAUGGACAAAGUGCCGCAGUAUCUGACACGAAGUGAUUUCGUGGUUGUGCAUGCCAAGCCACGUUGGCUGAUUGUCCGUGUCCAGCAUGCACUAUUGAAGGGCCUGUUAGUUGUGGCACAUGCACCGCAAAGCGGAUGUUCUCGAGUUGACAGAGAAGAGUGGUGGAUUUCGUUUUCUCAGACUCUCGAGCAAUGCAAGCUCACAGCUGAUGAAAAUGUCUUCUGCAUGAUCGACGCCAAUGCGGCUACAGGUCCUCGUGCGUUUCCGCACAUUGGAGAUUAUGAUGAUGGAGUGACUGCCAGCACGAAUCUUUUGCGAGAUUUCCUUCAUUCUCAGGAUCUCUGUCUGCCAGCCUCACAUCCGAUGCACUGUGGAUCCAGAGCCACAUGGUUUUCUCCAGAUGGACAGCAUGAGUGUCGCAUUGACUAUGUGGUUGUGCCGUGUAAUUUGCUGCCUUACUGCACCAUGUCAUGUGUGUUGCAAGACUUUGAUUUGGGCACAGCUCAUCUUGACCAUUUGAUGUCGGCAGUGCAGCUUUCUUGGCAGACAUGGCAACAAGUUUCCAACCGUGGGAGCCCAUCGACAAAACCUUGCUAUGAUCGUCAAUCUCUGCAGCGUGGUAGUUUGCAAUCAGUGCUCUGUCGACAGACUGUCAAUGAGUGGAUGGAUGACAUUGAUACACAUGUGGCUGACUAUACCCAGAACCUCUGGUCAGCUCUUGCCACUGUGCAUCCCCCCAGAAAGGCGCGCAGCAAAAAGCCAUACAUUGACUCCACGAUUUGGUCUUUGCGGCAGGACAAAUUGCAUCUGAGUAAGUCUUUGCGUGGUUUGCAUCGCAGGUUCAAACUGGAGACACUCUUCCGCAGCUGGAGAUUGUGGCGUGGCCAGAUGUCUCAACAGGACUAUGUAUCUGCAUACAACUAUGAGACUACCCUUCGAUGCAUUGAAGUCAAACUGAUUGCCAAUCACUUUAUGGUGACGCGCUACAUGAGAACACUCCUCAAGCGCAGCAAGCAUGCUCUCCUGGCCGAGAAAUUGAAGCAACUGCCACCCACUACAGCGGCUUCCACGGUUUUGAAGGAGGUACAUGAGAUUGUGGGCCCAACGAAUCCAAAGAAGAUCAAGCGUCGAUCUUUACCACUUGUGAGAAAGGAGGAUGGACAUGUUUGUGCUGAUCCACAAGAGAUGGUUGAUCGUUGGGUUGAGUUUUUCGCUGCCAUGGAAGGUGGAACCAGGAUGUCUUAUGAGGAUCAUAGACAUCAAUGGAGGCAAAACCUUCAGCAAUUUUGUCAAGAAGAUUUUCAACUAUGUCUCCAAGAUUUGCCGACCCUAUGUGAUCUUGAACGUGCCUUUGCGAGAGUUCGUCCGGGCAAAGCAAUUGGACACGAUCAAGUUCCCCCGGAAGCCUGUGCCUACAAUGCUGCUGAGCUUGCUCGACUCUCAUAUUCGCAAUUGCUCAAGUUAGCCCUACAUGGGCAAGAGGCUGCCAUGCAUAAAGGUGGCCAGCUUGUCCAGGCACAUAAAGGCAAGGGUCCGAUUGAUCUCUGCGAAUCGUACCGGAGCCUUUUGAUUUCUUCACACCAGGGCAAAGUGCUGCACCGGUCCCUCAGACAGCAUCAGACAGACUUGUACGAAACAUUCAUGCAAAAUCAACAGAUCGGAGGUCGAAGAGGGAUACCUGUCACCCUUGGUUUACACCAUUUGCGCUCAUUCAUGAGACAUCAACAACGAUGUGGACGCUCGUGUGGUAUCCUCUACCUUGAUCUCAAAGAAGCAUUCUAUCGGAUCUUGCGUCCACUUACCUUGGACAAUCCAUGGACGGACGCAGAGAUUGCUUGUCUUGCCCAGCGACUUCGACUUCCUGAAGGUGCUCUUGCGGAUUUGUAUGAGCAUUUGAAGAUGCCCAAUGCUGUUGCUGUUGCUGGGCUCCCACAUCAUGUUCGCAAUUAUUUGACGGCCCUGCACAGUGACACCUGGUUCUAUGUUGCAGGUCAAGAUGAUCUCUGCAGGACAUCAGUUGGUAGUCGGCCAGGGGAUUGUUUUGCUGAUACAAUCUUUGGCUAUCUCUGGGCCAAAGUUUUACGCCAGAUUGAGGGAGAGCUAUGUCAGUAUCAGAUUUUGGAUGACAUCCAUGCUGUGGAUGGCUGUGCUCUCUUUGGCCACAACCGUCCCACUGAGAAUGCCUCCAGAGCUUACCUUGGGCCAUGCUGGAUGGAUGAUCUCGCAAUUUGCCUUUCAGGGUCCACUGCGGAUGAGCUUGUACAAAGACUUGGCAUUAUGACGUCCACAUUGAUGGACACUUGUCUUGGACAUGCAAUGACACCGAACACGGAUGUUGGCAAAACCGAAAUCAUGCUCACACUACGAGGCCCUAGAUCUCGGUAUUGGCAGAAGCAAUAUCAUGGUCCGAACAGCUCCAAGCUUUUCACUGCAAUUGGGAAAUAUCAAUGUUUCUCUGUGCGGGUUACUGGAAGAUACAAGCACCUUGGCGGUAUUGUUCAUCAUUCUGGAAACCUGAAGUUUGAAGCGAAACAACGCCUUGCAGCAGCGCAUCAGACGUUCACACGCCACCGGCGAGUGCUCUUCUGCAACAAACACAUCGAUCACAAAGUGCGUGGACAGAUCUUUGAUUCUCUCGUCAUGAGUGGUUUGAACUAUGGCAGUGAGACGUGGGUCCUCCCCGACAACCAGAGCAAGACUGCAGUUCAUGCUGGUAUGAUCCGCCUGUACCGGCGAUUGCUCAAUGUUGCGCAUGACCAACACCUUUCUGAUGAAGAGAUUCUGACUCGCUGUAUGACUCCAAGCCCUACAGAAGUGUUGAGACGGGCUCGACUUCGAUAUUUGGGUACCUUAUACCACGGAGCUAGCUCGAUGGAUUGGGGCAUCAUCAAUUGCGACAUGACAUGGUUGAAUCUCGUUGAAGAUGAUUGUGUGUGGCUCUGGACGCAGCUUCAUCACUGCAGUGGUCUUCAUGAUCCACGUCAUCAUUUCGGUGCUUGGGAGUACAUCCUGCGAUACCACCCCAGGUAUUGGAAGCGGUUGGUGAACCGAGCCAUCGCACAUGCGAUUCGGCAGAGACGCAAUCGCCAGCUUGUGGGCGCCAUCCAUCGUGAGCUUUUUGAGAGUUUACAGAGUCAUGGAAGAUUUGGUGUGGAUGCACCUACUUAUGCCUUUCAAUUUGAUGCCCAGAUGAAGUUUGGCUGCAUGCUUUGCAAAAAGCGAUGUGCCAGCCGUGGUGGAGAAGGGGCGCACUUUUUCAAAUGCCAUGCCAUCGUUGCCAGUGUCCGACAUCUAUGCCACGGCACCCAAUGCGCCCAUUGUCUUCGUGAAUAUCACACACGCAGCAAGCUCCAACAGCACUUGCAGCGCAGUCGAGCCUGUCGAGGCGGUCUCCAAGCCAGAAGGCUGCAUAGUGGCAUUCAAGCAGGUAUUGGUUCCAUCGAACAACAACAGGAGCAACGCAUGCAUGAUGGCCUUGUCCCACCUUUACAGGCCCAGGGUCCGGCCUUGCCAGUACGUGCUCCUGUUGAAUUGGAUCCUGAACAUACGGAUCUCAUUGACAUGUGGAUGGAACUUCUUUUUCCUGAGAUUGAUGCUGCACAGCUUUUGACGAUGAUGGAAGCUGCAAUUCAGGAGUUUGCCAUUUCAUGGACCAGAUGUCAGCAGACACUUCGUGCAUUUCGUGAUGGUUUUGGUGAGGAACUUGUCAUGAUCACUGGAGUUUCACAGAAGGUUGUUUACCAGGCUGUGGAUAAUCUGCUUGACCCUGAGCACUGGCCAUUUUUGCGAGAUGAUUUCCGAGAAGCCAGCAGACCUGUAGAUGAUUUGACUCAUUAUACAGCAUGGUGUUCUCGCUUGACGGAUUCUGGAAAUGUGUGGACAGCGCAGAGUGCGACGUAUUACGCUGUCAGCAGUGCGAGCUCUGAUGAUGUGCAGAUUGAAUCAGAGUUUUUGGCAUGCUGUGUAAAGAUGCAGCAGGAUUUCCAGGGUGAGUUUAUUGGACCGGACUUUGUGCAGAACGGCUGA
Messenger RNA from Cladocopium goreaui, 8994 nucleotides. The record is from the annotation of a GenBank genome assembly. NCBI's taxonomy places the organism in Eukaryota, Dinophyceae, Suessiales, Symbiodiniaceae.